AUGUCACUCCUACAAUUACCUCCAGAGCUGUUAAUACAGGUCAUGGAUUAUGUAGGCUCAUCAUUCUUCGCUGAGGACUUGGAACGCCUCAUAAUCUGCAAAUAUUGGUUCAGCGUUGCUUGUUCUGCAUACUUCAAGCACCUCCGACUUUGUCAAAAGACACUGCGACGUUUGCUGUCUUCUCAAUUUGUAGAUAGGAACCUGUCUCUAGUCAAAGACAAUUUGGAGUUUCUGGAUAUUGAUCUGAAGGGAUUUGAAGACUGGAACUACGAGUAUUUGCCAGGAUCUCCGAGUGACCCGCAGGAUUUAUAUUAUUCGGAUAUGACCUCAACAAAGCCGAUACUCGCUGUAUGGACGACAGUCUUGAAUCACGACCUAACUCAACUAUACAUGACAGCUGAACAGUCUUGGAAAUUUCGAGGACUGCAUAUCCGGGCUUGGAGCGAACGCCAUCCUCAUUUCCAUCUUCGGCCCCGCCGCGAUUAUCUCUUCCUCUCCACGGUACGAACCCUACUGAUGGCUGAGCAUUUGUCUGUCCUGGAGCUGGAUCUUUGUGGCACGCUCCUGGUCCCACGAGACGAGGAUGGCGAUGACCCCCACAUUUGUACGAGUAUCAGUGCCCUUCUCCCAACCCUAAGUCGUCUCAAACUACGUAUGCGCAGCAUCUGCGCUGGUGUUUUGACCCCCAGUCGCCAUGAUACCAAGUCACUGUUAAAAGAGGUACUCAUCAACCUUAGCCUGUCCAAUGAGUCACCCUUGAUCACGUCGGCGGCACACUCCACACCAUGCGACGUUGCAGGAGGGGGAACUGUUCAAUUGAUGGCGGAUAUCGAAGACCAAGCAAAAGCUCUUGUAGCCUGCAUGGAGUCUCCCAAAAUCGUAAGAAUCUUGACCCAUACGCUUCCAAAUCUCGAGUUACGAUCAUUGGACGUCUUGACCGGUAAAUCCAUGACAAUGACCAAGGACAUGGCUUGGGAAGACGACGGCGAAGCUAUUGUUGAGAACGAGCCAGACCCAGGGUCCGACUAG
Molecule: messenger RNA, 1029 nt
Organism: Aaosphaeria arxii CBS 175.79
Lineage: Eukaryota; Fungi; Ascomycota; Dothideomycetes; Pleosporales
Exons: 1
Coding region: 1-1029 (342 amino acids)
Source: RefSeq, a predicted model, not a curated record